AUGGUAGUACAGUCGGUAGGGCAAUAUUUUGCAUCAGGUGAAGAUUCCAACGCCUACAACAACCACGCCCACAACAACGACAACCACGCCCACAACGACGACAACCACGCCAACAACGACGACAACCACGCCAACAACGACGACAACCACUCCAACAACAACGACAACCACGCCCACGACGACGACAACCACUCCAACAACGACGACAACCACGCCCACAACGACGACAACCACUCCAACAACGACGACAACAACGCCAACAACGACGACAACCACUCCAACAACAACGACAACCACGCCCACAACGACGACAACCACGCCAUCAACAACGACAACAACACCAACAACUACGACAACCACGCCAACAACAACGACAACCACUCCAACAACGACGACAACCACUCCAGCAACGACGACAACCACUCCAACAACGACGACAACCACGCCCACAACGACGACAACCACGCCAACAACGACGACAACCACGCCCACAACGACGACAACCACGCCCACAACAACGACAACCACUCCAACAACAACGACAACCACGCCCACAACGACAACUACUUCUCCUUUCGUCCCUGUGUAUGCUUCCUGUACCAGCCAUGCUCAUUGUCCACCAAACUCUAUGUGCCGUCCGAAUGCUUGUAA
Molecule: messenger RNA, 651 nt
Organism: Ylistrum balloti
Lineage: Eukaryota; Metazoa; Mollusca; Bivalvia; Pectinida; Pectinidae
Product: GATA zinc finger domain-containing protein 14-like
Exons: 2
Coding region: 1-651 (216 amino acids)
Source: RefSeq, a predicted model, not a curated record